This is a messenger RNA of Talaromyces atroroseus, 1863 nucleotides long. RefSeq lists its product as hypothetical. Bases 1 to 1863 code for a protein of 620 amino acids. Gene Ontology annotation, molecular function: oxidoreductase activity, acting on CH-OH group of donors; flavin adenine dinucleotide binding. The record is from RefSeq and is a predicted model, not a curated record. Lineage: Eukaryota; Fungi; Ascomycota; Eurotiomycetes; Eurotiales; Trichocomaceae. The transcript has 2 exons.
AUGGCAGACCACCUUGGACCAUCAUCGUCUUUUGCUUCAAUCGAAAAUAACGAGUUCGACGUUAUCAUUAUCGGGGGCGGGACAGCGGGCUUAGUGGUCGCCCAUCGUCUCACAGAAGAUUCAAAUACCAAUGUUUUGGUAAUUGAAGCAGGUAGUGAUAGAAAGAAUGAUCCAAGGGUUUACACACCCGGGUUGAUGUCCCUGCUAUAUGGUGACCCCGAGGUUGACUGGGACUAUAUGACACCACCGCAGCCUGGCUUGAAAGGACGUCAAUUGGGCCACGCCCGUGGGAAGAUGCUAGGCGGCUCAUCCGGUAUUAAUUUUUCGGCUCUUUUCUAUCCCUCCAAAGCAGGAUUCGACGCCUGGGCAGCGCUGGGAAAUGCAGGUUGGGAGGGUGACUCCGUGCUCCCGUACCUUCGGAAAUUUCACACCUUUCAUGCGCCUCCCAAAGCCACCACAGAUGUUAUCAAGCUUGACUACCUCAAGCAUUCCAUGCAAGGCACAGAUGGGCCAUUGCAAGUCUCCUUUGGAGACAGCUAUUCUCCAGGUAAUCAGGCUUGGAUGGACACGUUCAGAGCGCUCGGAUAUGAAAUCAACAAUGACCCCAUCACCGGCCAGGCCAUUGGUGCGUUUACCAACACGCACACUGUUCAUCCAGAUACAAGAGAGCGAAGCUAUUCACGGACGGCAUACUAUGAUUCCGACACGGCCAAACGCCCCAACCUUCACGUUCUAGUAGAGGCAUUUGUCGAAAAAAUUAUUUUCAACGAAUCAGACGGGUCUAUCACCGCCACAGGUGUGCAGUUUCGAACAAAGGAUGGAGAGCAGCAUACGGUAACUGCAAGAGAUGAGGUUGUUCUGUCUGCUGGAGCAAUCAACUCCCCACAGAUCUUAGAGCUUUCUGGGAUCGGGCAAAGAGACCGUCUGGAAUCUCUUGGGAUCCCGGUUGUAAUUGAUAAUCCAAAUGUCGGCGAAAACUUGCAAGACCACCCGUCCUCUCACAUCAGCUAUGAACUCGCCGAGGGGAUCAUGAGCGGAGAUGCACUAGUCAACCCCGAGGUCACGAAACAACUCCUUGAGCUAUAUGAAUCAUCCCGUGCUGGUCCGCUUGGAGGUAGUUGGCUUAGUGGCGCAUACAUGCCCUUUGUGGAAGCAAAUGGCCCUGUGACCGAGGAGAAGAUCAAAACACUGAUUGAUUCCCAUAUCGAUGGAGACAACUUAUCUCCAGGUCUGGUGAAGCAGUACAAGCUUCUUUGUGAACUUCUCAAAAACUCGAACGAGUCUUCUGGUGAAUACCUGUAUCUGCCAUUUCAAAUCAACAUGCGUGACGUGUUAUCGCUUUCUGAUUUGAUGAACAAGAAAGAUACGCCGGGUCAAUUCAUCACCAUUAUGGUUAUGUUGAAUCAUCCAUUCUCUCGUGGUCACGUUCAUAUAACUUCUCCUGACCCAUUGGUUAAACCAACGUUCGACCUACAACUACUCUCUCACCCGCUUGAUGUUGAAAUUCUUGGCAGGCAUACGCAAUACAUUGAGAAGAUCGCAUCCACUGAGCCUCUAGCUUCAAUGCUAAAGGCAGGUGGAAAGCGUAUCCCAUCCAAUCGCACCGCUCACCACCUCGAGGAUGCAAAAGACAUCGUAGCUGAUCGUGUAAUUACCGUUUUCCAUCCUGCUGGAACUUGCGCCAUGAUGCCACGCGAACUUGAUGGCGUUGUCAACGAACGUUUGAUUGUGCAUGGUACACGCAACCUACGAGUUGUAGACGCGAGUAUCUUCCCAUUAGAACCACUAGGGAACAUUCAAAGUGUCGUGUAUCUUGUGGCUGAGAAGGCCUCUGAUAUUAUCAAAGAGGACAGAAGAAAGUGA